AUGAAAGACAGUACUUUUGUAUCUAUGUUGUUACGUGUAUUACAUAACAGUCUUCUUUCCAAAGAAGGAAAUUUAUAUCAACGAGCAAGAAAUUUAUGGACAUCAAUUAAUGAAGGUCAUGGACCACUGUAUUUUAUAGCUCCGCAAACACGUCUACGUGUAGUUGACAAUAGUCCAUGGAGUAGUAUUGCUCCCACAACCCAUAUAAACACUGGUAAAGAUCAACCAGUCAAGAAAGUUCCUAACAUUGAUCAAAAACUAUCAAAACCAGUUAAAGAUAUGAAUGAUGUGUCCAAUUUACUUUCAUUAGGUUCAAAAGUACUAUCAAUUAAACCGGCAAAAUGUAUUCGUGUUUAUAAUAAACGAAAUAAAGGAACUAUAGGUGAUAAAGUAUUGGUUGCUGUUAAUGGAGAAAUGAAAAAAGGUUGGAUUGUUGGUGCACGACUACCAUCUGUUAAUGGUUGGCCACGUUUUGACUCAAACAAUGUUGUGCUUAUUGAUAAUGAUGGCAAUCCACUAGGUACACGAAUACUUGUCCCAGUACCAGCGCGAUUACGAAGUUUAUCAGGGGAUAUAACGAAAAUUCUAUCGAUAGCUAGUUCAUUUGUAUGAGAAAAAUAAUAAAUGAAAUAGAAAACAAUAGUUUUUUCUAAUUAUUAUUUUCUCUCCUUGUUUAUCAUUGUUUUAAUAGAAGGACAUUGAAGCGUAA
Schistosoma guineensis is the source of this 709-nucleotide messenger RNA. NCBI's taxonomy places the organism in Eukaryota, Metazoa, Platyhelminthes, Trematoda, Strigeidida, Schistosomatidae. The record is from the annotation of a GenBank genome assembly.